Messenger RNA from Vicia faba (fava bean), 1752 nucleotides. The record is from the annotation of a GenBank genome assembly. Lineage: Eukaryota; Viridiplantae; Streptophyta; Magnoliopsida; Fabales; Fabaceae.
AUGGAUGCCGACGCCGGUGAAGCUCAAUUCCGGCAACAAACUCUCGGAGAGAUGGAUGACAAACACCACGAUCCAAAACCAGAUUCUGCUUCCGACGGACCUGCCACCUCCGGAAACACCAGCGGAGCUAGAUACAAGCUGAUGUCCCCGGCGAAGCUCCCGAUCUCUAGGUCACCGAUUUUAACUAUUCCUCCAGGACUAAGUCCGACUUCCUUUCUAGAAUCACCCGUUCUACUCUCAAACAUGAAGGUAGAACCGUCACCUACAACAGGUUCCCUUCCUAGGCUUCAACAAACAUCGCAUGGUUUUAUGACUUCUUUCACGUCUGCUGCGUUUCCUGUAACCACUGUAUGCUACAAUACUAAUGCUGUUGAUGACGGAAAAUCCAGCUUCUUUGAGUUUAAACCGCACAAUAGAUCAAAUAUGGUUCCUGCUAACUUUGACAACCAUGCAUGUGAAAAAUCUACUCAAAUUGACGGUCAAGGAAAGGUUCAAACUUUUGUCUCGUUACCGUUAGUCAAAAGUGAAAUGGCAGUCCCUUCAGAUGAAAUAAGUCUAUCAUCAUCGCCUCUUCAAAUGGUUACUUCAGGGGCUAGUGCUCAUGUUGAAGUCGAGUUGGACGAAUCAAACCCCAGUGGCAACAUAGGAACCGGGCUUCAAGCAUCACAAGUUGAUGGUAGAGGCAGUGGACUUUCAGUUGCUGCUGACAAGGUGUCUGAUGACGGAUACAAUUGGCGAAAAUAUGGGCAGAAGCUUGUUAAAGGAUGUGAAUUUCCGCGCAGUUAUUACAAAUGCACACAUCCUAACUGUGAAGUAAAGAAACUCUUUGAACGCUCUCAUGAUGGCCAAAUCACUGAGAUAGUUUACAAGGGAACACAUGAUCAUCCUAAACCUCAACCAAGCCGUCGAUACUCUGGGGGAAAUCUUAUGUCUGUGCAAGAAGAUAGAUCUUUGAUUAGCCGUGACGAUAAAGGCUUUAAUAAUUAUGGUCAGAUGUCUCAUGCAGCUGAGCGUGAUAGUACUCCAGAGCUAUCACCUAUAGCAACAAAUGAUGGUAGUCCAGAGGGUGCAGGGUUUUUGUCAAACCGGAAUAAUGAUGAGGCUGAUGAAGAUGAUCCUUUCUCAAAGCGAAGCAGAAAAAUGGAUCUUGACAUCACUCCUGUAGUUAAGCCUAUCCGGGAGCCACGGGUUGUUGUACAGACUCUGAGUGAGGUUGACAUAUUGGAUGAUGGUUAUCGCUGGCGUAAAUAUGGGCAGAAGGUGGUAAGAGGCAAUCCUAACCCUAGGAGUUAUUACAAAUGCACAAAUGCUGGUUGCCCGGUUAGAAAACACGUGGAGAGAGCAUCUCAUGAUCCAAAAGCUGUAAUUACCACAUACGAGGGUAAACACAAUCAUGAUGUACCAACUGCUAGGAAUAAUAGUCAUGACAUGGCAGGACCAUCAGCUGCAGGUGGUCAUCAGGCACGAAUUCGGCAAGAAGAAAGCGAUACUAUUAGCCUCGACCUUGGAAUGGGCAUUAGCCCAAACGCUGAAAAUAGAUCAAACAAUCAAGGGAGGAUGAUGAUGCGUAAUGAAUACGGCGACGGCCAAACUCACGCCGGCAAUUCAAGUUUCAAGUUUGUUCAUACUGCACCGCCUCCGGGAUACUAUGGUGUACUAAAUAACAACUCAAAUCCAUAUGGUUCUAGAGAAAAUCCAAGUGAUAGUUAUCCUUGCCCACAGAACAUGGGAAGAAUACUAAUGGGUCCUUAA